Messenger RNA from Polychytrium aggregatum, 1392 nucleotides. RefSeq lists its product as uncharacterized. NCBI's taxonomy places the organism in Eukaryota, Fungi, Chytridiomycota, Chytridiomycetes, Polychytriales. The annotation marks the transcript as partial. Gene Ontology annotation, cellular component: endoplasmic reticulum. Gene Ontology annotation, biological process: protein folding in endoplasmic reticulum. Gene Ontology annotation, molecular function: protein-folding chaperone binding; misfolded protein binding. The record is from RefSeq and is a predicted model, not a curated record. The transcript is spliced from 6 exons.
AUGUAUCCCUGUCUGUCGUCGCUGCUCCUUUGGACAUCGCUCCUUAUCGUCUCGCUGCUGGCCAGGGCCGGCUCGGCCAGCCCGCAGGUCGAGGCGAAAAAGUUCCUUGACGAAGCCAAGGUCCAUCUGUCUCAGGCGCGGUACCACGAGGCACUCUCUGCCUACGAAUCCGCCAUUGCUAUUGACCCUAGCAAUUAUAUGACCUACUUCCGACGAGCUGCCACGUAUCUGAACAUGGGACGAACGACUCCGGCCAUUCACGAUUUCAGCAAGGUUCUGGAGCUCAAGCCUGGCUUUGAACAGGCCCUCCUCCAGCGGGGCCGACUCUACGCCAAGGACUGUGCUCUCGAAAAUGCCUACAACGACCUGUCCAAGUAUCACGACAUCCGACCCAAUGACGAGGAAAUCGAUAAGCUGAUCGGCGAUAUCGUUGAAGUCAAGAGAAUCAUUGACACAGUCGACAGCCUCAUCGCCAAAAAGGCCAACGACCAAGCCAUCGAUGCCCUCAACCGGAUCAUUUCACUCUGCCCACUCCAUGUUCAGCACCGUCUCAAGCGAGCCGAGCUCCACCAGCUCAGCGGCAACAAUGAAAUGGCCAUCGGUGACUACAGACGCAUCGCCAACAUCCAGCCCAACAGCAUCUCGAUCCUGAUCAAGCUGGCCUCGCUGCAGACCAAGACUGGAGAAAUCAGCCAGGCGCUGGCUUCGAUCCGCGAAUGCCUCAAAUAUGACCCCGACCAAAAGUCGUGCAAAUCUACUUAUCGCGAGCUGCGACGACUGGAUAAGGGCCUGACUCUGGCCGACUCGCUAUACAGCAAAUCCAAGUGGAGUGAUCUCAAGGACGAGCUCGAGGGAGACCGCGGCUUGCUGACCGAGGUUGACGUCUUGGGCGCGCGUAACCUGCAGAUCAAAGUGUUUGGCAUGGCUUGCAAAGCCUAUCGGGAGCUGAAAGACGCGAGCAAGGCACUCGUCGCCUGCAACCGACUGCUACAGCUGGAUCCUGAGAACUUUGAAGGUUUGUUGAAUCGUGCUGAAGUCAAAAUCCUGCUUGAGGAGUAUGACCAGGCGAUGCACGACUUCCAGCAAGCCAAUCAAAUCAACGGCCAGGAUCGUCGGGCACACGAUGGCUAUCAUCGCGCACAGAGACUGAUGCGACAGGCCUCCCGAAAGGACUACUACAAAAUCCUGGGUGUUCCUCGAACUGCUUCGAAGCGUGAAAUCAAGAAGGCCUUCCGCAAGCUCGCUCAAGAGUGGCACCCCGACAAGUACUCCGGUGAUCUCGACAAGGAGUCCGUAGCCAAGAAGAUGUCGGAGAUUAACGAGGCCUACGAGAUCCUCAGCGACGAUGAACUCCGACAAAAGUUCGACAACGGCGAGGAUCCUAAUGUAAGC